GUGGCCAUAUUGGCAUGGGGGAUAGAUGACAAUUUCACCUUAGCCGAAGAGCUACAUUUUUUGUUAUUUUUGAAAGUUUAUCCAGGGCGUGUUCACUCGGAAAUAAAGGGAUAUCGAUAUAUCACCAGAACCUGACCCUGGUCGAUCCCGUGGAGGGCGUUGAAAGAGAUGAGCAACAACUUAAACAAGAGGGCCCCAACCACAGCAACACAGCGGCUAAAACAGGACUACUUGCGCAUCAAGAAAGAUCCAGUCCCGUACAUCUGUGCUGAACCUCUGCCCUCCAACAUUUUGGAAUGGCAUUAUCUAGUUCGUGGCCCUGAGAAAACUCCAUAUGAAGGUGGUUACUAUCAUGGCAAACUAAUUUUUCCACGGGAAUUUCCCUUCAAGCCUCCGAGCAUAUACAUGAUCACACCCAACGGCAGAUUUAAAUGCAACACAAGGCUGUGUCUCUCCAUCACAGAUUUUCACCCUGACACGUGGAACCCUGCGUGGUCUGUAUCCACCAUUUUAACCGGCCUCCUGAGCUUCAUGGUGGAAAAAGGCCCGACUCUCGGCAGUAUCGAAACCUCUGACUUCACAAAACGACAGCUGGCCUCCCAGAGUCUUGCAUUCAACAUCAAGGACAAAGUCUUUUGCGAACUCUUUCCAGAUGUUGUCGAAGAAAUCAAGCAGAAGCAGCGUAUGCAGGAGGAGCUCAGGUCACGCUCGCAGGCGCUGCCGCUUCCCGACGUGGUGCCGGACGGUGAAGCCCAUCAUGCACAAAACGGCCACCUGCCCCUGAACGGGCACCUGCCGCCCGGCGCAAACCACCCCCCCGACCUUCAGCAGGUCAACCGAAACCAUGGACUCCUGGGUGGAGCGCUUGCUAAUUUGUUCGUCAUCGUAGGCUUUGCUGCAUUCGCCUACACGGUCAAGUACGUUCUGCGGAGCAUCGCGCAGGAAUGAACCGGCCAAUGAGAGAGACCGACCUACAGGCGGGAUGACAGGCUGGUGCCGUUCUCACGACCAAAAUAGGUAGCGAGAAAUCAAAAAAGGGGUUUUCUCACAACCAAAUAAAAAUGAAGCAGUGUCCCAUUAAUGAAAUUGAGAGCUUGGUGAUUUCCUCCACAGUGGCGGCUGAACCGGAUCUCACGUAACUCGAAGGUCGGGGGUCAUGUGAAACGAUGGCUUUAUUAACAUGUAGGGAAAUUUUUUUUAAAAAGCUAAUUUUUGUUUCGACCUUACCCAAUUCCCAAAGGAAGCCAACUACAUAUGACCGUGAAUUCAAUUGGAGUGGGCUUUUUUGAUUUGUUUUGUUUUUGAGUUUUGUUUUGUUUUUGUUUGUCUUUUGUUUAUUGUUUUUUUAUUUGUUUUAUGAUUUGCUUUCUUUUGUUCAAUUUGUUUUGUCUGUUGUUUUUUGUUGUCUUUUGUUUUAUCUGUUGUUGUUGUUUUUUUCGAUUUGUUUUUGUUUGUUUAUUUGUUUUGUUUUUUAAUGGUUUUUGUUUUUUGAUUUGUUUUGAUUAGUGUUUUGUUUAAUUUCUUUUGUUUUAUGGUUUGUUCUGUUUGUUUUGUCUUGUUUUGAUUUGUUUUAUUUUAUGAUUUAUGUUUUUAUGACUUGUUUUCUUCUAUUAAUUUUUUGUCUUUUUUUGUUCUUGUUUAAUCUGUUGUUUUUAUGUUUUGAUUAGUGUCUCGAUUUUGUUUUGUUGUGUUUUGGUUUGUUUUGUUUAGUGGUUUGUUUUUGCUUGAUUUUUGUUUGUUUUGUCUUCAGGAUUCAAGAUUUUGUCAUCUUGUUUUUUUUUUGUUUUCUUUUUUUAUCUGUUGUUUUGUUUUUCAAUUUGUUUUUCUUGGUGUUUUGUUUUUGUCUUUUUUGUUUAUUGUAUUCCUUUAUUUUAGAUUUGUGGUUUGUUUUCUUUUUAUUUUGUCAUGUUUUGGUUUUAUUUUGUUUUGUUUGUUUUGCCUUUUCUUUAGUUUUUAUUUGUUUUGUUUUUGUGUUCUUUUGUUCUGUUUUUUGUUUUUUGUUUUAUUUGUUUUUUUUAGUUUGUUUUGAUUCAUGUUGUUUAUUAGUUUUGUUUUGUCUUGUUUUCUUUUUGUUUUCUUUAGUUUUUUUUUGUUUGUUUUGUUUUUCUUUUGAGCCCAAAUCAGCAUUUUGUUGAUUGGCUUAAGUUUCUGGUUGAUCUUUAGGAUAUUAAAAUCUGGAUGCAGAGUUUUUAUGCGGAAGAUUGCAAGAGAAAAAUAGUCCAAUCAUUCCUUAGAGACAAAAACAAAUAAAAAAAGAUACUGAUGGUUGUCGCAUCACUUAUUGCUGUGACGAUAAUUCCAGAGUAUUUUAUUUCCUGGACAUGGCUCGACUGUAAACGUGCUUUACCGAUGGAAAAUUUCUUCUUAAAUGCAUUUGUGCUCGCUUGCGCUACGCCAGCCGUAACAACCUAUUAGGCCAGGAAAGCAGCGGUGUGAAAUGAAUUAUUUGUCUUUUGUUUGUCUGUGAUGCGGCGCUCCAAGUGUACAUUAACUUUCUUUCAGAGCGGGUCACUGUUGGUCAGAAGAAAACUAUAUGAACUCAUUCUUUUUAGUUUUUUUCGGACAUGUAACACUAUAAAUUGUUUUUUCGUGCAAUAUGUAGGAUUGUCAGCAGCACUACUUGGCUUUCACGAUACACAGCACUUCUUUUUGUUUCCGAGGGUUGUGAUUUAUGCAAUAAUUCUUAAUAAAUUGAAAUUCUUAUUAUGAACAUAGGCGGGCAGAUAUGCAUUCAGUUCUUGCGUUUCCUGUUGUACUGUAAGAUCUCUGGUUGUGUUCGUUUGGACAAGUACUUUGAGCUGCACAAAUAAUUCACAACGAAGACUUUCAAGUCAAAGUCUAGUUCGCUGAGAUCCGAAUGCACCCCAAGACAUCUCUUUCUGGGUCAGAACGGUUGCGUCGCUGGCUGCUGGUUUUGACUCGGAGUGAAUUUUUACUCUCAUUGUGCCAGUUUGUUCUGGUUUCCUCCCCCAAUUCAACUAUUCUGAUUACCCGGAUACUAGCAGUCGUAUCUUUUUCAGCACCUCCAUGAACACUGUUGAUCAAUAUCCUUUUCUUUAGAAGGGCGUGUAAUCAGAGGUAGUCAUGUUGUGUUUACAUUUUGAAUAAAUAAUAUUCUGUUAAAGAA
Molecule: messenger RNA, 3127 nt
Organism: Danio aesculapii
Lineage: Eukaryota; Metazoa; Chordata; Actinopteri; Cypriniformes; Danionidae
Gene: ube2j2
Product: ubiquitin-conjugating enzyme E2, J2 (UBC6 homolog, yeast)
Exons: 7
Coding region: 169-948 (259 amino acids)
Source: RefSeq, a predicted model, not a curated record